UACAAGAGCCGUCAUCGUCAUUAUUAUUUUCGACAGCCGAUGGAUCGUCGUCAUCAACAGCAGGACCAUCGGCUUCUUUGUCUUUGCCGUCGUGCCCGUACGACACCUCUAUGCCCGGCACGAGCAAGGACACCCUCACUGUACCCUGGUCUCCCAUGCCCGUCCACAAGAGGAUAAACGCCGUGCCGGUGACGCCGGAUCACCUCAUGGUCGACCUAGCCAUCAAAAAGCCCCACAUCACAAAGUCCCAGAUGAGAGAGUUGCGGGAGGCCUUCCGGCUCUUCGACAAGGACGGAGACGGGGCCAUCACGAAGGACGAGCUGGGCAGCGUGAUGCGCUCCCUGGGACAGUUCGCCCGAGCCGAGGAGCUCCGAGAGAUGCUCGAGGAGAUAGACACCGAUGGCGAUGGUAACGUCAGCUUCGAGGAGUUUGUCGAAAUCGCGAGCAACAUGGGUGCCAGCGCGAGCUCGUCCUCGACGGACCAGAAUCAGGAGGAACAGGAGCUCCGCGACGCUUUUAGGGUGUUCGACAAACGCAACCGCGGCUACAUCACCGCUUCGGAUCUGCGAGCUGUGCUGCAGUGUCUGGGCGAGGAUCUCUCCGAGGACGAAAUCGAGGACAUGAUCAAGGAAGUGGACGUGGACGGGGACGGCCGAAUCGAUUUCUAUGAAUUCGUCCGCGCACUGGGCGAGCCGGGGAUCGACGACGACGACGACGACGUCGAGGAGUACGAGGAAUACGUGACGGACGAACAGGAGGAAAAGAAGACGGUGGUCCACGAGACACCGAAUCCAGCAGUCAAGAGCUCCGAGGAGCAAGAGGAUGUGGAGGAUCAGAUGCAGAGGCUAGUGACCAACUAUAGCGAGGAGGAGGUGGAGGAGGCUCGGGCUGUGCAUCUGUCGUCGACGCCGCCUUGAACGGCUGGGGUGUACCAAUAAACGUCGAAAAACAAGAGUAUCGCUAGCCGCGCGCGUCAUUUUAUGUCUCUUGCGGUGUGCUCCGGUUUGCGGAUCGGCCCUCGAUCGGUGCAGUUUUCAAAGAGUACACGCGCUUGAUUUUACAUGCCGUCUCGUCCAAAAGGAGUCCUUUCCCGCGAGUAUGAACAAAAAAAAAAAAUUGUUCGAGUGGCUCCGUUUGAUGGCCGCACGGGAGACUCGUUUUAUUGCGCGAU
Messenger RNA from Copidosoma floridanum, 1171 nucleotides. RefSeq lists its product as uncharacterized. The record is from RefSeq and is a predicted model, not a curated record. Gene Ontology annotation, cellular component: myosin II complex. Gene Ontology annotation, molecular function: calcium ion binding. NCBI's taxonomy places the organism in Eukaryota, Metazoa, Arthropoda, Insecta, Hymenoptera, Encyrtidae.